This is a messenger RNA of Malus domestica (apple), 1498 nucleotides long. RefSeq names its product lysM domain-containing GPI-anchored protein 1-like. The record is from RefSeq and is a predicted model, not a curated record. NCBI's taxonomy places the organism in Eukaryota, Viridiplantae, Streptophyta, Magnoliopsida, Rosales, Rosaceae.
AUGCGGGAAGUGCUAGCCAAUGUGGCUGUUUUUGUCACCUCCAAGUCGACAAUCGAGCCCUGCUCGAACGCCGACUCGUGCAAUGCCUUGCUCGGCUACACCGUCUACACCGAGCUCAAGGUCUCAGAGGUCGCCUCCCUCUUCCAGGUUGACCCAAUUGCUCUCCUCACCGCCAAUGCCAUCGACAUUUCGUACCCCGACGUCGAAAACCACAUCCUCCCCUCCCAGCUCUUCCUCAAAGUCCCAAUCAUCUGCUCCUGCGUCGACGGGAUUCGAAAGUCAGUGUCUACCCACUACAAGACCCGGUCUUCCGACACGCUGGCCUCCAUUGCUGAUUCGGUGUACUCUGGCUUGGUAUCGGAUGACCAGAUUCGGGAGGCCAAUUCGAUUUCGGACCCUUCUGUGCUCGACGUGGGGCAAACCCUUGUGGUGCCUCUGCCCUGCACUUGUUUCAAUGGGACUGAUAAUUCGCUGCCGGCUAUCUACUUGUCUUAUGUGGUGAACCCGGAGGACACACUGGCGGGGAUUGCCGCCCGGUACUCGACUACCCUCACCGAUUUGAUGAAUGUGAAUGCCAUGGGGAACACAGCUAUUAAGGCUGCUGAUAUACUUGCAGUGCCAUUGCCAGCUUGUGCAUCAAACUUUCCUAAAUCUGCUCAAGACUAUGGCUUGAUCGUGCCCAAUGGUAGCUAUGCCAUUACAGCAAGCCACUGUUUGCAAUGCAGUUGUGGGCCUGGGAGUCUCAAUUUGUACUGCCAGCCUGCUUCAUUAGCAGUUUCAUGUUCGAGCAUGCAAUGUAGAAACAGUAACCUCAUGGUCGGGAACGUUACAGUUCAGCAGAGUGGUGGUGGUUGCAAUGUCACUUCUUGUAACUAUGGUGGUUUUGUGAAUGGAAGCAUCGUCUCAACGUUGUCUACAUCUCUUCAGCCCCGUUGCCCAGGUCCACAGAAAUUUCCACCACUUAUAGCCCCACCUACCUCAGUAAUCCGUGACACAAUGUUUGCACCCGCACCUGCUCCCGAGUCAGAUGGUUCUAUUGGUGGGAUACCCAAGUCACCUUCAGUGUUACCCGGGGUGCUUCCAGCAGGAUUGCCCCCUAUAGGUGGCCCUGCUGGGAUUGCUUCUGAUGCCUGCUCACUGAUCAAUCCAUUGGGCAAUUUCCCAACCGCGGUUCUGCUACUUUUGUAUGUCAAGUUCAUGAUUGCCAUCUUAUGAUGAUUUCCGUUUUGUGCUCUUGAUCGUUGUUUCACCAUCGGAUUCCUAUUUAUUUGUAGUGUUGAACUGAUUUUGUGGAUGUGGCGAACCGUCAUUGGUGGGUUUUAAUUAGUGAUGGGUUUUGUUUUGCUCAACUAUCAGAUUAUGCACUGUGAGUCGGUGAGUGUGAGGUAGUGGAAGUUGCCAUCUCUGUAAUCUAUCCUUGUUGCCAAUUUCUUGAGUCUCAGGAUAUUGUCUAGGCAGACCCCUUACUGGCAUUUUUGUUAUGAUCUCUAUUCUCUAA